GUAAUCUUUGAUGGUGAAGAAGCAGUAGAUGCUGGUGGUGUGACAAAGGAAUUCUUUCUUUUGCUAUUAAAAGAACUUCUGAAUCCCAUCUAUGGAAUGUUUACCUACUAUCAAGAUUCCAGUCUCUUGUGGUUUUCAGAUACAUGUUUUGUAGAGCACAACUGGUUUCACUUGAUUGGCAUAACCUGUGGCCUAGCCAUCUACAACUCCACGGUGGUUGACCUCCACUUCCCCCUGGCUCUCUACAAGAAGCUGCUGAAUGUCAAGCCUGGUUUGGAAGACUUAAAGGAACUGUCACCCACUGAAGGAAGGAGUCUUCAAGAGCUUUUAGAUUAUCCUGGAGAGGAUGUAGAGGAGACUUUCUGCCUCAACUUCACGAUCUGCCGAGAAAGCUAUGGAGUGAUAGAACAGAAAAAGCUGAUACCAGGAGGAGACAAAGUGACUGUGUGCAAGGAUAACAGGCAGGAGUUUGUGGAUGCUUAUGUGAAUUAUGUCUUCCAAAUCUCAGUUCACGAGUGGUAUACAGCCUUCUCCAGCGGCUUCCUGAAAGUGUGUGGCGGCAAAGUCCUUGAGCUCUUCCAACCUUCAGAGCUCAGGGCCAUGAUGGUGGGGAAUAGCAACUACAACUGGAAAGAACUGGAAGAGACUGCCAUCUACAAGGGUGAUUAUUCAGCCACACAUCCCACUGUGAAACUCUUUUGGGAAACAUUUCAUGAGUUUCCAUUGGAAAAGAAGAAGAAGUUUCUCUUGUUCCUGACUGGCAGUGACCGGAUCCCCAUCUACGGCAUGGCCAGCCUACAGAUCGCCAUCCAGUCCACAGCCAGCGGGGAGGAGUACUUGCCUGUGGCCCACACUUGCUACAACCUGCUGGACCUCCCCAAGUACAGCAGCAAGGAGAUUCUGAGUGCACGCCUGACCCAGGCCCUUGACAACUAUGAAGGGUUUAGUCUGGCCUGAGGCUCCCCAGCUUGUCCUCGGUUUCCCUUCCUUCCUCAGUGUCACAUUGAGGCCUGUACAGAGAACCAUAGGGGCGUGAUUUCUAUUUUUUUAUUGUGUAAGUGGGUUGGGACUUUUGAAUCCUGAACCUGGUUGAUGUGUUUCUGGGAUUGUAAAGCGGUCAACCUUUUUGAAAAAUUAGGGGCUGGAGAUGGGGUGAAAAAUUGGCUCUUGUCUGGAGGCGGUUUUGUUUUUGUUUGUCUUGCUUUUGUUUUAAACCAAACUCCCCAGCAUUCUUAUAACAUGUGAAUGUGUUACAUUCUGCUGGUUAAAAUGACAGUGGGUUUUUGAAUUUUCAUUUUCCUAGAUGUCUCUCUUGGUCUCCCUCCUUUCUCACAGUGUCCUUCUCCUAACUUCUCACUCCUCUGGAAUAAUGGUUCUGACGGCUCUGUCCUCUCUCCCUUGCGCUCGUGGAACACCUGCUUCCUCUGCAGCCCCGGCCACAGCCCUGGCUUGUGGCAGCCCUGUAACCCGAAGGAGGAAGGCCCGACUUCAAAGACUCCCAACUCUGAAAACUGUGUCUGGGUCCAUUACUCUGGCAGAAGUCUUGAGAAUUUAUGGGAGACUUUGUGAACAUAUCUUGCUUAAAGAAAAAUUCUUGGGGGAGCAACAGCCUUGCCUUGGCUGUGCCUGUUUCCUAGACCUCAUGAAAGAUGUGCAGAGCAGCUCAGAGUUGCAGCUGAGCUUCCUUUACACGGUGGUUCAGCUCCGCCCCUUCCGUUACCACUAAUUAUUUUCAAUCUCUAUAUUCUCCAAGAGAGGUAGACAUAAUCCGUUUCUUGUCCCUUCCUCUGUCACUGUAUGUCCUCUACCACUUUUCUUUCUGCCGCCUCUCUUCCUGCCUGGCUUCCUCCCAAAGUCACGUUCCUGUCUUCACUUCCCCCCACGUCCCCCUACAGCCCUUCCUCUCCCCUUCUCUGUCUCUGUUACUUGAUACGAUGCUCCCUCCUUGCUGCUCCUUCUAGUGGAUGCAUGCAGUCUUUUUUUUUUUUUUUUUACUCAGAUUUUUUUUUCUCUUCUCUGAUUGAUAAGACUUAAGGACUUUAUUAUGGGACUUUGUUUAUCACAAUUGAAAUGUUUGUUUACAGUGGGAUUUCGGGGGAUGGUGUUUAAAUCAAAUACAUGUAUCUCAAAAAUAAUGACAUGCUCAACCUUCCUCAUCAUGGGUAAGAUAAUUUGACAUGAUUAAAGAAUCCAUGUAAGCCUAAUUUUAAAUUCCUAGUAACUAGAGAAAAGACUUAUUUAUAUAAAAUGAAGUAUUUAUGAACCGUGAUACAGCAUCAACUUCAAAUGAAGGAUUGUAGAUUUUUGCUUUUCUUUUUGUUUUUAAAACUAAUUCCAGUUGCUAAAUUGGUAGUUUUUCAGUCUUUAUAAAUACAAGAUAAAAAAAGAUAUACAGUUAUAUGAAAUGUUUAUUUUCUAUGUGUGUGCAUAUAGUCAAUAUUAUGCAAUAAAUUUGGUGUUUUAACUUAAAA
Carlito syrichta (Philippine tarsier) is the source of this 2471-nucleotide messenger RNA. RefSeq names its product probable E3 ubiquitin-protein ligase HERC3. Gene Ontology annotation, biological process: protein ubiquitination; ubiquitin-dependent protein catabolic process. Gene Ontology annotation, molecular function: ubiquitin protein ligase activity. The record is from RefSeq and is a predicted model, not a curated record. The transcript has 7 exons. Lineage: Eukaryota; Metazoa; Chordata; Mammalia; Primates; Tarsiidae. Gene Ontology annotation, cellular component: cytosol. The annotation marks the transcript as partial.